CGUCCCGAGUCACCGCGGCCGGGGGAGUCCCGGCCGGGGGGUCGGUCCGUGCCCCGACGGGGCGCGCGGAGCGGGCGAGGAGGUGCAGAGCUGUUGCGGAGCUCAGGUUGCUUUCCUGUUGCAUCUUUGACCUAGUUUCCUAGACUCUGCUCCAUGAUUUAACUUGAAAGUCUGAAAUGAAGAUGGAGGAGGCAGUGGGAAAAGUUGAAGAACUCAUUGAGUCUGAAGUCCCUCCAAAAACAUCUGAGCAAGAGACAACGAAGGAAGAAGAUGGAUCUGUAGAACUGGAAUCUCAAGUUCAGAAAGAUGGGGUAGUGGAUUCUACGGUUCUGUCUUCAAUGCCCUGCUUAUUGAUGGAACUGAGAAGGGACUCUUCUGAGUCUCAGUUAGCAUCCACAGAAAGUGACAAGCCGACCACUGGCCGAGUUUAUGAGAGUGACUCCUCUAAUCACUGCAUGCUUUCUCCUUCCUCUAGUGGUCACCUGGCUGAUUCAGACACUUUGUCUUCUGCAGAAGAGAAUGAACCCUCUCAGGCAGAGACAGCGGUGGAAGGAGACCCUUCUGGAGUGUCUGGUGCCACAGUUGGGCGCAAGUCUCGGCGUUCUCGAUCUGAAAGUGAAACAUCUACCAUGGCUGCCAAGAAAAACCGGCAAUCCAGUGAUAAACAGAAUGGCCGAGUCGCCAAGGUUAAAGGUCAUCGGAGCCAAAAGCACAAGGAGAGAAUCAGGCUACUGAGGCAGAAAAGGGAGGCUGCUGCACGAAAGAAGUACAACCUGUUGCAGGACAGUAGUACCAGUGAUAGUGACCUGACUUGUGACUCAAGCACGAGCUCAUCAGAUGAUGAUGAAGAGGUUUCAGGGAGCAGCAAGACAAUCACUGCAGAGAUACCAGAUGGACCUCCAGUUGUAGCUCAUUAUGAUAUGUCUGACACCAGCUCUGACCCAGAAGUGGUAAAUGUGGACAAUUUAUUGGCGGCUGCAGUAGUUCAAGAGCACAGUAAUUCUGUAGGAGGCCAGGACACAGGAGCUACCUGGAGGACCAGCGGGCUUCUAGAGGAGCUGAAUGCGGAGGCAGGUCAUUUGGAUCCAGGAUUCCUAGCAAGUGACAAGACAUCAGCUGGCAAUGCACCUCUCAAUGAAGAAAUUAAUAUUGCCUCUUCAGAUAGUGAAGUGGAGAUUGUGGGAGUUCAGGAACAUGCAAGGUGUGUUCAUCCUCGAGGAGGUGUGAUUCAGAGUGUCUCCUCAUGGAAGCACGGUUCUGGCACGCAGUAUGUCAGCACCCGGCAAACACAGUCAUGGACUGCUGUGACUCCCCAGCAGACUUGGGCUUCACCUGCGGAAGUUGUUGAUCUUACCUUGGAUGAGGAUAGCAGACGUAAAUACCUACUGUAAUACAAUGUCACUGUGUUUCCUCUGCACUGUUCCCUUCUACUUCCUCCUCCUCCUCUUUGUGACAUGGAAGUUCAUUGUCAUAGCUUCAGCCUCAGAAGCUGUUCGUGGCAUUUGUAUAAUCGAAACUCAUGGAAAAUUGCCCCCCCCCUCACUUUUUUUUUUUUUUUUUUUAAAUUAAAAGAAGUCACUUAGGAAAAUAACUUAGCACAGAGAAAAGAAUUUCUUCUUUCCCUCAGUAGGAAUAUGAGAAUGAUGAAUUUAUUAGACAGCUUCAUUUUACUUGGUGACUUUUGAUCUUAGGAAACUCUUCCUCCUAGAAUAAUAUUUUAAUUACUAAGUGAAAUGGAUUUCAGUUUUGAAUCUUGUAUUUAUUUUUCUGUGUAAUAAAAUUAAUAUCUAGACUUGACCACUGUCAGCCCACCCAUUGGCACUCCUACCUUAGGGCAUUUGCACACAUUUAGUCAGGUCCUUCUUGGCACCUAGUAGGGCAUGUGCAUUUGAAAACCUGUCCUUAAAAAUAGAAGACAGAAGUAUUACUUUUCUUUUAGCUUAAGUCUUCUACCUUCUUUCCUGACUUUGCUCCUGGCUGACUUCCCACAACACAAAUAAUUGAUAUGGCCCUUUGUGUUUAUAAAUACUGCUAAGGUGACUUAGUUGGUCUCCUUGUUGCAAUAAUUCAUAACUCUUUGGAAAAUGUCUGCUUUUGGGGCAGAGGCAUUUCAGAUAGAUACCCACCAUGAGGUUUUCUGGGCAUGUGAGGAGAGUAUUGAGAGAUCAGUAGGAAAGUCUCUCUCCAUCAACUUUUUUUUCCUGGUUUGUUCAUAUAAUGGGAGAACACAGAAACCUACUACUUAGGUAGAAUAUGAAAAGUUGUGUUCACCUCUAAGACUGUGGGCACUUACAAGUCUGAGAAGACUGUGCCUUCUUUCACAGCUGGUCUCUCUAGACAGGAGGUACAACAAUUGUUUAACACUCGAGCUGAAAUAGACCUGAUACUGUAUUUGGGUAUUUUUCUCCUCUACCAUCUAAAAGUGGAAAAAUCAAAAUGCACCAUAAGAAACCAGAUGCAAAGCACAUAAAUGACACUGUAGGUUUUACAGUCUCUAACUAAGCAAAGGGUAGUAGGAGCUUCAGGGAAUUUAGGAAAUGCCAGUGUUGGAGUUCUGUGGCAUUAGUUACUACCUUUUUUCCUAUAACAUGUUGUAGUUACUAGUGAAUUCUUUUACAAGCAAUACCUAGUUAGAACACUAUGUACUGUGCACAGGGAGGAGUGAAGUACUAUUGGCUAAGAAGACCUCAUCUUUUGUUUUUCCGUGGUUUUUGGUUUUUGUUUGCUUUUGUAUUUUUUGUUUCCAUAUUGGCCAUAUAACGUUGCUGUAGCCCUUUGCUUCCCUCCACAAAUGUCUUGGUGGCCCUUCCUUAUAAGAGCAUGAGAACUACUUUCAGAUUUCAUUCAGUGGACACACGUGUCCCAAUGUCUGUCCUGCAUAAGGCAGUAUGCAGGGUAGGUAUGGUGGGGCCGCCAAGACAAAUGGGGACACCCCCCUGUGUGCGCAUGUGUCAGAGUCUGCCUGGCCUCCUCCUCUUCCUCCUCUCUUCUUCCUCUUUUUCUUCUUCUUUUAAAGACUCAUUUAGUCCUUUAUCCUUCUUCUGCUGCUUUAGUUCGUCCAUGUACCUUUUCCAUGGGAGUGGAUGGAAACGUGUUCUUUGAUCUUCUCUGAUAACAUCUCAUUUGAUCUGGCCUCUGUUAUUCAUCAACUUUUUAUUUUCCCGUCAAUCUACUUUUAAUAGAUCAGGCUUUUAAAAGAUCAUGAACCUCCACUUUUAGCACCUCAUAUAUCAAGUCUCACGUGGCCACAAUUCUAGACAAAAACCAAAGAUCCAGAGGCCAGAGCGAAAUAGGACCUUCUGCAGAGUCACUACUGGUGUAUACUUGGACCUUCAUAUUUUACUUUAGGAUUAAUUUAUUGAAUUUUGCUGUUACACAUUGUUUUUGACUUGAAUUAAAAUGCUAGACAAAGCAGAAAUGUACAAUUUCUGGUCUGUGUUUUCCAGGAAAAUCAUUGGGAAAAGAAUAGAGUGGAUUAUAUGACUUGAAGUUUUUACAGCUUAUUUUUUCCCCAGCAUCAGGGCAGAGCCCCAUUUUAAAGAAUGUUUUCACAUUACCUAUUCUUAUGUUAAUAGUGUGUUUUGUCCAGUUCCACACAGCAGGUGAUUUCCCAUGACAUACUUUCUUUAGCCCCUAAUAGUCAUCCGCUAAAGAGAAUUCUUCUGGUGUGCUGUGUGCACUGUGGAUCGGGGGCAGAGAGCAGAG
Messenger RNA from Mustela erminea (ermine), 3705 nucleotides. It is a transcript of the gene ARK2N, whose product is annotated as chromosome 13 C18orf25 homolog. Bases 177 to 1391 code for a protein of 404 amino acids. Gene Ontology annotation, molecular function: ubiquitin protein ligase activity. The transcript is spliced from 5 exons. Gene Ontology annotation, biological process: ubiquitin-dependent protein catabolic process. Lineage: Eukaryota; Metazoa; Chordata; Mammalia; Carnivora; Mustelidae. The record is from RefSeq and is a predicted model, not a curated record.